Messenger RNA from Xenopus tropicalis (tropical clawed frog), 1038 nucleotides. RefSeq names its product NACHT, LRR and PYD domains-containing protein 9. The transcript has 5 exons. Gene Ontology annotation, molecular function: nucleotide binding; ATP binding. The coding region runs from base 339 to 908 and encodes 189 amino acids. NCBI's taxonomy places the organism in Eukaryota, Metazoa, Chordata, Amphibia, Anura, Pipidae. The record is from RefSeq and is a predicted model, not a curated record.
GAAACUGAUACUGACACACCCCAGCCUGAGGGAGAUCAGGCUGAUCUGGGACUUUAUCUCAUGAGAAGAGAAAAUGGCCGACUUUCGUGGCAGAGUUGUUACUAACGAUGAGCUUCAGCAGUUCCGGCAGCAGUUGGCUCGGUAUGAAGACCACCAGUUGGGUAUAUUCUAUGAGUAUUUCCGGGAGGAUCUGCUCUAUAUUAUUACGUCCCUAGACACCCAGAGUAUAAACUUCCGGAAUUUUGUCUCUGUGGAGCACUAUCAAGCUAUAAAGAAGUAAUGUGGCGCCUCUGUGUUUGCUGAGAUGCUGGUAGAAGAUAUUCAAGCAUCUGGGAGACAUGCCGUGCUGGGAUUAUGGGAAAGUCUCUUUGUUCUACAGAAUGAUCACCCUCACCCCAACCUGCUGGGGGCGCUGGGUGAACUCAGCCACACAGCCUGCCGGUUACAGCACAGAGAGGAGUCACAGUUUCAGUAUUUCUGGGCGCUAUUUAGACCUCAUAGUUGUCUCCAGUCAGCACUUCCGGUCUCGUCCUCAGCAUGAGCUGAUUGCAACAGGGGGAAUCCAUGAACAUUACUUACAGAGUGCUCAGAGUAACCUGGAGAGGAUUAGCCCUAACCGGCUGUUCCGCUGGAGCCACAGAAAGAGAUGUGUGCCACAGGCAGUGCUGGUGAGCGGAGUGCCAGGGGUGGGGAAAACCACAUUAAUGCAGAAGUUUGUCUAUGACUGGGCCAAUGGGAACCUCUACCAGAGAUUUGCCUUUGUCUUCUCCUUCAAAUUCCGGGAUCUCAAUAAUAAGGAGGAGCUGAGCCUGGAACAGAUGAUUAUUAAUGAAUAUCCCUAUCUACACAGUCAGCUUGACACAAUCUUUAGGAACCCAGUAAAUUGCUUUUUGUUUUUGAUGGUUUAGAUAAAAAUAAAAGCUCAACAGACUUUAAGUCAAGUAAGUUGUGCAUCAACCCACAUUCCAUAGGGACACUAUGGGGCUGAUUUACUAAGACACGAAUUCGAAUCCGAAUUGGAAAAAUUCCGAUUGGAAA